AUGAGUUUCGGUUUCGUGAAGUUUUCUCAAGAGAAGGUUGUGUACAUGAGAAACCAUGGAGAAGAAGUAUUCAUUGUUGGCGUAUUCGUCGACGACUUGAUUGUGAUAGGAUCAAGCAUCAAGAGUGUUGAGGAGUUAAAAAAAUUGAUGAUGAAGGAGUUCGAGAUGAGUGAUCUCGGGCUACUCUCGUACUAUCUUGGUAUCGUGGUGGACCAGAAGAAAGAUAGCAUCGAGGUGAAGCAGGAAGUUUAUCCGAAGAAGAUGUGGAAACAGUUUGCAAUGGAGGAUUGUAACUCGAGCAAGUAUCCUAUGGAAGCAAAGUUGAAGUUCGGAAAGGAUGUGGAAGGAAGCUUAGUGGAUCCGAAAGAGUAUAGGCGUAUCAUCGGGUGUCUUAGGUACUUGACGCACACCCGACCUGAUAUAUCUUAUGCAGUUGGCAUAGUGGGUCGUUACAUGGAGAAGCCUACCACUCUACACCAACAGGAAGUAAAACAUAUUCUUUGUUACGUAAAGGGAACGACGAUUUAUGGGAUUCAGUUAAGAAGAGAAUGA
This is a messenger RNA of Impatiens glandulifera, 552 nucleotides long. RefSeq lists its product as uncharacterized. The transcript has a single exon. The record is from RefSeq and is a predicted model, not a curated record. Lineage: Eukaryota; Viridiplantae; Streptophyta; Magnoliopsida; Ericales; Balsaminaceae. Bases 1 to 552 code for a protein of 183 amino acids.